Molecule: messenger RNA, 1136 nt
Organism: Raphanus sativus (radish)
Lineage: Eukaryota; Viridiplantae; Streptophyta; Magnoliopsida; Brassicales; Brassicaceae
Exons: 3
Coding region: 118-1008 (296 amino acids)
Source: RefSeq, a predicted model, not a curated record
GUUCCCGGAACCUUCACCUACAGCCCAGAAGCCCCUUAUUGAUCUCAGGUUGUUUCAGUUUCGUUGAUUUUCUCAGAGAUUUGAUAUAUUGAAAAGUGAACUAUACAGGAGAUUUACAUGGGAAACAACAACGCAACCAGCAAUUUAACAGAAGAGUGCUCAAAGCUAGCAACCAAUGGGAUGCUUACGUUGGUGUCUGUUCCCCUGAAGACCACGCAAGACCAUGUGUUUCUUGCAGGUGAAGGAAAAUAUGGAGAUAAACAGAACGAGAGCUUUUCUGAUGGAAAUAUAGAUAAAGAGACUCCAGAAACAGAAACAGGAAGCAAGGAAAUAGCUGAGAUGCGAUCUCCCAGCUUUAGUAAUGACCUAAGAGUCGAAGAAAGAAGAGAUAAAUCAAUGGAGAAGACUCAAUUACUGUCUCAAGACAAGGCAACACUCGAUGUGGAAGUGGAAACUGUGAUGCUAAAGAGAAGUGAGACUGAGAAGAGAAGAGGCUUUGAGCUGUCUCUGGGGUUGUCCAUGAAACCCACUCGGAGAUCUGACACAGAUAAUAGCUUCAAAGAAACAAAGGGCUCAGAAGAUAACUUGGUGGACAAGAAAUCUAACACGUCUGAGUCUCUGCUUAUUUCUAGUGUAGGAAGCAGCAAAGCGCAAGAAACAACUAAAGUAAAUGAUGACCUAAGAACUAAAGAAAGAAUCAAUGAAUCAACAGAGCAUAUUCUGUUACUAUGUCAAGACAAGAUAGAGGCGACGAUCAAUGUGGAAAAGAAAACUGUGAUGCUGAAGAGAAGUGAGUCUGAGAAAACAAAAGGCUUUGAGUUGUCUCUAGGUUUGUCUAUGAAACCCGGGGAGAGAUCCGAAGCGGAAGAUAGCCCAAACAUCAAGGAAACCAAAGACUCAGGAGACAACUUGCUGGAAAAGAAAGCUUGUAUGAAAGGCAGAGUCGGAAAACGGAGCAAAUAUUCUCUCUUUGGAAGUUGCCUCUGCUUUGCCACUGCCAUGAAUUGAACAGAUUUGCAAGGUAAAGUGUGGAUGAAUUUUCUGUUUGUGGGGAUUUGCAUCAUGUGCAAAUUAAUAAUUUUACAAACAAAAGUAUUGUUUUAUUCAAAGAUAGUAAUUAUGUUUACAUUCUGGCU